AACCGUGUACCGCGUGUACGGAGAGUCAACAGCUGAUCCAGCUGAUUCGAUUGUGUAUGUGUAGAAGGGGAGGCUAAUAUCGCGCAUUGUAUGUUGAUGUUCCGCGUAUUUAGAGGAGACUUUCGACUGAUAAACGUGGCUUCCCGGUGACCGGACAGACCUGUCGCGAUUCGAAUGCGUGAGACGCGUGUGCUCUGACAUGAGCCUUUCUCUUGGAAGUCGCAAGGAGUACCGGCCUUCUCGGGUACUGAUGCCGGUACUCCUGAGUGCCUGCGCUAUCCCGAUUUCGAUGGUCUUCUGGAUAAUAAACGUGGCUUACUCGAUUUUGUGGCCGGACACUACCAAUUCGACAGAAGAACAUUUGGUGAUCUCACCAUGGAGAUGGUUGGCUGCAGUUGUGAUUCCAGUUAUGUUUAUAUUUUGGGGCUUACGCAAGAAAAGUUUGGAUAUCAGUGGUGCAAUUCUUGGCUUUUUUACGGGCUUUAUCUUGACACUUUCAAGUUUUAUUCAUUUGGGGGCUCUCGUUGUGUUCUUUGUAACUUCGUCAAAGAUAACAAAAUUUCGUUCUGCGGAAAAGAGAAAAUUCGAAGCUGAUUUCAAGGAGGGUGGCCAACGGAACUGGAUCCAGGUUUUGUGUAAUAGUGGCAUGGCUAUGCAAUUAGCUUUAUUAUAUCUGUUGGAUGUUGGAAGUGGAGAACGGCCAAUCGACUUCGAUAAGGAAUAUCGCAGUUCAUGGUUAUCUAUUGGAAUAAUAGGAGCAUUUGCAUGUUGUAACGGUGAUACGUGGGCUUCUGAAAUUGGCACGGUGAUCGGUAUAGGUAAUCCUUUUCUCGUCACAACGAGAAAGAAAGUCCCGAAAGGAACGAAUGGUGGUGUAUCGUGGAUAGGCUUGAUAUCUUCUCUUGUUGGCGGUUUAGUAAUCGGGCUUUUCUGUUAUAUUUUGAUAUUAAAUACCGUUGAUACGGUGGUACUACAAUUAGCAGCACCACAAUGGCCCAUUAUAGUCGUUGCCGCAUUCGGAGGUCUCUUUGGCAGUAUCUUAGAUUCCAUUCUCGGCGCGACUUUACAGUAUUCAGGAGUGGACGAAAAGGGUAUUGUAGUCGAGCGACCAGGCAAAGGUGUAAAGCACAUUUGUGGUAAACAGGUCCUGGAUAAUCACAGUGUAAAUCUUCUUUCAUCUAUUGGUACUGCACUGAUUCUUCCGAGAAUAGCCAAUAUUUUCUGGCCAUAAAGAUCAAAUAUUUUUCAGAUCUAUUUAAAAACAGAAUUUUAAUAUUGCAUUUAUUACUUUUCUAUAUUCUACAUUUCAAGCAAAAUUGGUACUUUCAUCCCUGAUCUCUAUCGAUAUAUAUUCUAAAAUAGCAAUAAUUUAGAUGUUGAUAAUUUUUUAAUAACGUACUAUUUCACACAUUUUAUUUAUGAUGUUCAAUUUUUUUAUUAAGGAUCAUUAAUUGUUUAAUAAAUAUUAAUUAUGUUGUCAACACAACUUUAUGUUAUUCUAUUGUGUGCUACUGGCUGCGUUCAAGAAGAUGCUAUUAGCGCCAUUAGUAUCAGUCUUCAUUGCUCAUUAAAAAUAGAACAAAGCUAAACUGAUGCUGAUAGUGCUAAUAGCGUCUCCUUGAAUCUAUUGCUUAAUGAAUACCUAUUGCUUAAUGUAAUUGAAAUAUGAAGAUUGUACAAAAAUAUAAAACUUAUAUUUUUAUAUAAUUUAUAUGCAGUUCAUAUUAUCUUUCGCUAAAAUUUAUUUUAAUAUUCUAAUGAAGGCUUGAAUAGUUUGCAUAAUUAGAAUUUUUUAAUAUACAUUUAUGUUUAUAUUUUACGAUAUAUAGAAUUAUCGCAUUAUCUUUAGCUAAGAAGUGUGAAAAAUUGAAAGUACUUCGUUUGAUAAAAAAAA
This is a messenger RNA of Monomorium pharaonis (pharaoh ant), 1894 nucleotides long. RefSeq names its product transmembrane protein 19. The transcript has 6 exons. Gene Ontology annotation, cellular component: membrane. The record is from RefSeq and is a predicted model, not a curated record. NCBI's taxonomy places the organism in Eukaryota, Metazoa, Arthropoda, Insecta, Hymenoptera, Formicidae. The coding region runs from base 200 to 1231 and encodes 343 amino acids.